This is a messenger RNA of Camellia sinensis, 850 nucleotides long. Lineage: Eukaryota; Viridiplantae; Streptophyta; Magnoliopsida; Ericales; Theaceae. The record is from RefSeq and is a predicted model, not a curated record.
AUGAAGCUUGGAUGGAACUUGAGAACCAAUCAAGAAUGGUUCUUAACAUCGUGGAAAACCUUGCAAGAUCCAUCUUCUGGCGACUAUACGUACAAACUAGACCGUCGUGGCCUCCCACAAAUAGUCCUUCACCAAGGAUCAACAGUGACCUAUCGAAGCGGUUCUUGGGACGGUGUUCGCUUCGGUGGAGACCCUCCUCUACACGCAAAGGCAGUGAUCGAUCCCAUCUUCAUCUUCAACUCAACCAAUGUUUACUACUCCUUCAAGAACACGGAUGAUACUGCUAUUUCAAGGAUAGUAGUGAACCAGACAGGCUCGCUUCAGCUCCUCACAUGGAAUGAAAGGCUUGGCGAAUGGUUCAAUUUAAUGACAAUGCAACGCGAUGCUUGUGAUGACUAUGCAAAGUGUGGCCCUUACGGCAUAUGUCGCUUCGAUGUUUUAGCUGCUUGUUACUGCCCAAAUGGGUUCAUACCCAGAUUGCAACAGGAGUGGGACAGGGGUGAUUGGUCAGGUGGGUGCGUGCGGAGGACACCAAUGAAUUGCAGUGCCCCUCAGGGAUUCAGAAAAUUGCCAGGGCUGAAAUUGCCAGAAUCAUCGUAUUUCUUAGUGGAUAUGACCAAGAUGAGUCUGGUCGACUGCAAAGAGGCUUGUUUGAGAAAUUGUACUUGUGUUGCUUUUUCACUAACUAGUGUGAGUGGUUGCGUGGUAUGGUUUGGAGAGUUGCUUGAUAUGAAAGAGUUUAGUGAACAUGGACAAGAUUUGUAUAUUCGGAUGGCUGCUUCUGAUCUUGGUAAGUGUUUGCCAUAUUAAUCAUCAUUUUACCCAUUUUGAUUUAUGUUUUUGGUUAAUA